UCACGGAUAGGGGCGUGUGUGCGUAGUGGAGAGAGAGAAGGUGGCUGGAGCUCCGCGUACACAGCCUGUUUUGUUUGCCGUCAGCUUCGCAGCGUUGGAGGAAAGAAAGAGAGAGACAGGGAGAAGGAGAGGAGAGCAGCAGGGAGGAGGUCGGAGGAAGAAGGGAGGGAUGAAUAGAUAGAGGAAGAAUGAGAGAAGUCUUCCAGCCUCCAGAAUCAUGAACGGUGCCCUCUACACCUCGUUUUUCCAGGGCCAGCUGGAGUCCGCGCUGGAGCAGGUGGUGCAGCUCGCCGUGCAGGAAAUAACCAAGAGCGUUGGCGCCAGCCUGGGGUCCAUGCUGCUGGAAACGGCCUCCAAAGAGCAGGAGAACCAGCGGCUCAGGUCUAAGCUCCAGGGAGGAGAUGGCAAGGCGAGAGACGGCGAGGAGCCCGCGGGAACCAAAGACGAGAAGCGGAGCUCCUGCGUGGGCUUUCAGGCGGACUCGCUGCGGCUGGAGCAGAAGAGGAGAGCUGUUGGUCAGCUGAAGAUGGUGAUGGAGCGUGUUCUGGAGUUUGCGUUGUGUGAACUGACCAAAAUCGUGGAGGACAGUUUUGAUGACUUGUUGCUGGAGCUGAAGAAGACCGAGCGGGAGCAUGAGAAGCUCAGGGAGCAACUCAAGGAGAUGGAGGAAAGCGGAGCUCGAGACGAGGAGCCACAGGAGCAGGAAAACAAAACUGACUCACCAGGCAGCUCGGAGGGAGCAGGAGCUAAAGAACAAGGACAGGAACUGACUGAGAACACAAGCGAAUCGGAGCCGGAGAGGCAGGCGGUCAUCACCGUGUCUCAGGACUGGGUGCCAAUUCUGGACAAAGUGUUUGGUCAGAAGUGGUGCAGUGACCUGUGGCACAUUAAGGAGCUGAGCAGUAAGGAGGAGUGCCCCGGGUCAGGGGCUGUGACAGAUGUGGACAGCCUGAUCCAGGAGAGUUUAUCUCCAGCUCCUCAGAAAAAUGCAGAGGUCACACCAGAAGUCACAGCAGACCCGCCUCAGUGGCUGCAGACACAUGAUACAGAGGUCACAACCGCUGACCCCCAGUGUACUUCGGUCAGCAGCUCUGUUGGUGAAGAUUCUCAGCUGAGGUCGCCCUCCAUGUUGCACCGACUCCUCACUCUUCCCUCACAGCUGCUGGAGGACGAUGAAGAGUCCAUGGAGGCUCUUCCCAGCCUGGCUGACCCUGAGGAUACUGUAGGGGCUGCAGUGACUCCAGGCCAAAGCAGUCAACAAGACAAAAUGGACAAUGAGGAGGAGGAGGAGGAGGAGGCAGCUCAGGAGGAAGAGGUAGAACAUGGAGACCAUGGAGACUCCUCCAGGAUUAAAGGUGGAAAAAAGCUCCAUGUCUGCAAAGAGUGUGGCAAGAAAUUUGCCCGCUCAAACCUGCUCAAAAUUCACCGGCAGACGCAUAAAGACAAAGACAUUGCAGCCCACUGCCCCGAGUGCGGGAAGCAGUUUUCCCACCUGAGCAAACUCCAGGCACAUCUGCGGACACAUUCGGGAGAAAAGCCGUUCUCCUGCACACAGUGCGGGAAGAACUUUAGCACUCUGGGCAACCUGAAGACACACCAGCGCAUUCACACCGGCGAGAGGCCUUACACCUGUUCCCAGUGCGGCAAGAGCUUCGGACAGGCGGGCAACCUGAAGAGGCACCAGCUCAUCCACACAGGCCAGAAGCCCUACACCUGUGCUCACUGCCCCAAGGGCUUCACUAAAGCAGAUGACCUUCGCUCACACCAGAGGCUGCACACAGGCGAGAAGCCUUUCACCUGCACAGAGUGCGGUAAGAGCUUUUGCCAGUCCAAGGAACUCAAAGCCCAUCAGCUCAGCCACACUGGAGAGAGGCCCUUCUGCUGCUCUCACUGCGGCAAGACCUUCACCAAGGAGAUGAGCUUCCGCAAUCACCAGCAAAUCCACACGGGUGAGAAGCCGUUCAGCUGCUCCCAGUGUGGCAAGACCUUCAGCAAUUCAGGGGUCCUCAAAACUCAUGAGAAGAUUCACUCUGGAGUGAGACCGUUCGGCUGCACGCAGUGCGGCAAGAGCUUCGGCCGCCUAGGACAUCUAAAAGCACACCAGCAGAUCCACACAGGCGAGCGGCCGUUUGCGUGCCAGCAGUGCGGCAAAAGUUUCAGCCAGUCAGGCCACCUUAAAGCACACGAGCAGAUUCAUAAACGAGAGCGGCCUGAUCUCAGCAGCGGCAGCAGUCGCAGUAACGACAGUAGCUAAACACCUCUUAACCUCUCAAAAGUAUUAUUCCUUUUUUUUUUUUCUUUUUUUUUUUUUUAAAUAAAAUCUACAGUAUAUAUAUAAUUAUAUAUGUUUCCUUAUGUUUUCAUAUCGUAUGUUCUUGUUUGUUUUCUUUCUUCGUUUUUUGGCAAUAUAUAUUUUUUUGGUCCACAUUUGUGACUGAUUUGCUCUUAUGCAAGUGUCUUUAUGUUUGGGGGAUCAGUGAAGUUGCGUAGAAAGCUUUGUAUCUCGUCUGAUCUGUGUUGUAGUGAGUGCCAUUCUAGUUUCUUUCCUCCAGAAAAAUACUCACUGUGUACACAUUUAUUGAUAACAUGUAAUUCCUAAACCAUGUAUUUCAAUGAAUUAUUAAAAAAACUAAUGUAAAAACUA
This is a messenger RNA of Astyanax mexicanus (Mexican tetra), 2644 nucleotides long. Its product is annotated as zinc finger protein ZFP2. The transcript has 5 exons. The coding region runs from base 218 to 2254 and encodes 678 amino acids. Gene Ontology annotation, molecular function: DNA-binding transcription factor activity, RNA polymerase II-specific; RNA polymerase II cis-regulatory region sequence-specific DNA binding. Gene Ontology annotation, biological process: regulation of transcription by RNA polymerase II. Lineage: Eukaryota; Metazoa; Chordata; Actinopteri; Characiformes; Acestrorhamphidae. The record is from RefSeq and is a predicted model, not a curated record.